AUGGCGAGCUCGGCAGAUAGAUCCCGCUCGCGUCGGGAGAGGACGUUUGUGGGAAGCGAGUGUGCUGUUUGCGAGGAGCCGUUAGAGCACACCCUGCGAGGUGAACGCAUUUUGCAAUUUUCUUGUUCUCAUGUUUCCCAUGAGGCUUGUUUUUAUGAAUUCAUUCGCGAAUUUGAGUCACAGUACUGCCCAACAUGCGAGGCACCACUGCACUUGGACACGAGCAGAGGAGGCAAUGUUAUCGAUAUUGAGAAAAUUAGCAACAUGGUCCGAUCAGCGGGCGACUCGCGCUCUCUUCACAGUCCUACUCCUACCUGGGAUGCUCAGACUCUCAGACCGCCUAGCUUAGAGAGCGGCCCAAAGAAACAACACCACUUAUCGCAGUCUGGCAGCGGAAGAGAGAGUGGUCGGGGCGGCAGCCUGCGUGACAGUCGAGACAGCCGAGACGCCUCAUCCACAUCUGAUCGGUACAACCCACGACAUGCCCGGACUGACAGCGAGGCUACAGGUCAAACUGGUAUGACCUAUCCAGAGACACCACAGAGUGGUCCAGCUCGACGGCAUGAUUAUGAUGUUCAGGCAAUGGAGACGACUCCCGGUAGCCCACGGUCCAUCACCCGCAACCCUAUUCCUGCGCCUACCGUGACAGUUCGCUCCGAGUUCCCGACUCUCAACCGUUCCCGACAGCAGCAGACCCUCACAUGCCUUGUCACCAUUGAGGUUCCGGACAACAAAUGGCGACCCGACCCAGAGGAUCUUGGCGUCGCUGUCGCACAGUCAAUGCCUCAUCCUAAUCCACGUAUCGACGAUGUUGCGGCCCGCCCCCCCUCGCCUGCCAGAAGCGCACCCAAGUUCUUCCCAUACGAAUCGGCUGAGGUGCUCGAAGAGAUGACAGAGAGCCUACGCAAUCGGGUAGAUAACUGGCACGGCUUGGAUUUCAGCAGGUUUGGCAAAUUAAGACUCUAUGGAACACUUCGGGUGGGCAAGGAUAGGGUAAACUGGCAGGAGCUCGAAUGCUUCCUCUUUGCUGAGAUGCUUAUUUGCGUCAAGGAAAAGAAGUCACAACAACAGUGGGAAGAGGAUGGAACCCCCCGCAAGCCCCGCUGCACACUCAAGGGUUCUAUCUUGAUCAAGAAGCACCUCAACGAUGUUUCUGAAACAGGAUCUAUCGACGAAAACGUCUUGACUUUGAGCCUGUCCGUUACUGAGUUGCCGCAGUUCCAUCUGCGCUUUGAUAACCGAAAUCAACUCAAGCUCUGGCAGCAGGCUCUGUUAGAUCUCAAUGCAAUCGAGGCCCCGCCCAUGCGCAGCCCAGAUUAUGAGCGCGAGAUGUCUGAGGAGGAGGAGGCCGACUGGCAACGAUCAUCUCGCCCUCAAAGGGUCUCGUCCGUUGCAUCAUCUUGGGGUGCUGGCAAAUCAGUCACGACCGCCGCAACAGAGUACACGAGCAACUUCCCUCGCAACGCCACCCUUGCUAGUACCAUCCACGUGCCUAUUGAUGUUGUGGUUGUUGUUCCAAUCUCAUCAUCUAUGCAAGGCGUCAAGAUCAACCUUGUCCGAGACGCACUAAAGUUCAUGGUCAACACCCUAGGGGAGAGAGAUCGCAUGGGUCUGGUUACCUUUGGAUCUGGAGGUGGAGGUGUGCCCGUAGUUGGUAUGACGACGAAAGCAUGGCCUGGAUGGGGCAACAUCCUAACUUCCAUCAAGCCUGUUGGCCAGAAGAGCCAUCGGGCAGAUGUUGUUGAGGGCGCCAACGUUGCUAUGGAUCUGUUGAUGCAACGCAAGCACAACAACCCGAUUGCUUCUAUUCUGCUUAUCAGCGAUGCAUCAACAUCUGAUGCCGACAGUGUCGACUUUGUCGUUUCUCGAGCAGAAGCAGCCAAGAUCACCAUUCACUCCUUUGGUUUAGGAACCGCUCAUAAGCCAGAUACAAUGAUUGAGCUCUCCACUAGGACCAAGGCCUCGUAUACCUAUGUCAAGGACUGGAUGAUGCUUCGCGAGUGCUUGGCAGGCUGUCUUGGCUCAAUGCAGACCCUCUCUCACCAGAAUGUGAAGCUCAAGCUGAAGUUGCCAGAAGGCUCACCAGCUAAGUUUCACAAGAUUAGUGGCGCUCUGCAGAUUACCAAGCGCGCCACCGGUCGUGAUGCCGAAGCUGCACUAGGAGAUCUUCGUUUUGGUGAUAAGCGUGAUAUUCUUGUUCAGCUCGUCGUGUUACCUGAUAAUAUUAACCAGGACCAGCUCCCCCAGGAUUCCUGGGACAGUAUUGUAUCUGGCCUGGAGGCUCUGGGUGGUUCAAUGGACAAUGAUGCUGAGCGAGCAGUCUCAGUUGAAGAGGUUCCUCUUAUCCAGGCCGACGUUUCAUGGGGCGACAUUCUUAGAGAUGGCACAACUAUGCAAAUGCCUAGACCGUCGCUAUUGGCAAUCACAAUGUUGCCAGCCGGGAGUGGCCAGAAGAAGUCAUGGCAGGGAAGCCCCCCUAUUCCGCCUCACCCACACAUUGUGCAGAGGCGCAUGGAAUUGCUUACCUCUGAUAUGUUGACGAGAGCCUUGACUUUGGUCAGUCGAGGUCAGCAUGAGAGAGCGCAUACUCUCCUCAACGAGACACGCUCAAUUCUUAAAGGCCUUGGCAAGGGUGGCCUUCCCCCCGUGCCACCGAUGGCAAGCAAGGCCGGGCCCCCAACACCACUUCCAGGCAAUGAUUCAUCAUCUAAUCCGUCCAACACGCCGGAUCGUAAACGAAGCCCCUCGCCGCCUACCUCAGCAACCUCAUCCGGGAAUAACAAUGGGUACUCGAAUACACCAUUCCCUGCAACACGGUCUCAGGAAGGUCUGAGCCUUGGCACCGGAAUUGACGCUACCACUGUAGCAGCCCUGGAUCACGAACUCGAGAGCAGCCUUGAAUGGAUCAACCACCCAGCGGUCUUUGGCCGCGACAGCCGAAAGGCAGUUCUCCAAGCUAUUGGUGUCAUUAGCUCACAACGUGGAUUCACCUUUAGAACACCUAUUGAGAGCUUAUGGGCCGGCCGCGUCGGUGGAGUGAAGAAGCUUACCGAGAAGAGCCGCGAAUGGCGUGACGAGGGUGGUGGAGAAGGUGGCAUUGUGGAAGAAGCAUGA
Messenger RNA from Clonostachys rhizophaga, 3114 nucleotides. The record is from the annotation of a GenBank genome assembly. Lineage: Eukaryota; Fungi; Ascomycota; Sordariomycetes; Hypocreales; Bionectriaceae.